Messenger RNA from Drosophila innubila, 2130 nucleotides. RefSeq names its product protein rhomboid. Lineage: Eukaryota; Metazoa; Arthropoda; Insecta; Diptera; Drosophilidae. Gene Ontology annotation, cellular component: membrane. Gene Ontology annotation, molecular function: serine-type endopeptidase activity. The record is from RefSeq and is a predicted model, not a curated record. The transcript is spliced from 4 exons. The coding region runs from base 344 to 1510 and encodes 388 amino acids.
AAAAACAAAAGGAAAAAUCGCUCAAAGUGUGUGUUUGUGAAGAAAUAAGAAAAGCAACUAAAAAUUUCGCUCUAUGCUCAAAAUGAAUUUUAUGAGCAUUAAAACAAAGUUCAAAAUUAUCAACCAACAACAAAAACCAAAACAAAGUGAAAAGCAACAGCAACAAAAAUAAUCGAACUGAAACAACAACACUUGGAUUUAACGCAUUUUGGAUAAAUAACAAUACGAAGGCGAUACCAAAAAUAUACAUACAUAUAUUUAAAAAUAAAAAACUUUAGAAAAUAUCAAGCAGAUAAAUAAAAAGUUGUACCACGUGAAAGACUUUUGUAAAAACAGGGGAAACAUGGAAACCACAACAACAACAACACACACAAAGCUGCAGCUGGAGGAGGAUGAGGAGGAGCCUCAAGCGACAACAACAACAACCACAGCAGCACAGACGACGACGUCGACGUCGACAGCGUCUAUCAUCAUUGACAUUCCAACGACUCCUGCAACGUGCAACUUGUCCUAUGACACGGAUUGCAGCACGGCAAGCAGCACCUGCUGCACCCGCCAGGGGGAGCACAUUUACAUGCAACAUGCCCCAACAACAACAACAUCAGCAGCAGCAGCAGCAGCAACAGCGGUAGCAACAACAACAACAACAAUUGCAUCCACAUCCGGCGUCUGUAAUCUGCAGACUUUGGACUCGGAUGAGUUGACAAUGCUCAAGUUCGAGCAUCGCAAGCAUUGGCCAUGGUUCAUACUCUUGAUCUCCGUCAUUGAGAUUGCAAUCUUUGCCUAUGACCGUUAUACAAUGCCCGCCCAGAACUUUGGCCUGCUGGUGCCCAUUCCGAGUGAUUCGGUGCUCGUCUAUCGACCCGAUCGUCGUCUACAAGUCUGGCGUUUCUUUAGCUAUAUGUUCCUGCAUGCGAACUGGUUCCAUUUGGGAUUCAAUAUCAUCAUCCAGCUGUUCUUUGGCAUCCCACUCGAAGUGAUGCACGGCACGGCGAGAAUUGGAGUCAUCUAUUUGGCUGGCGUCUUUGCGGGCUCCCUCGGCACCAGCGUCGUGGACUCCGAAGUGUUCCUUGUGGGCGCCAGUGGCGGUGUUUAUGCCCUGUUGGCGGCCCACUUGGCCAACAUCACACUCAACUAUGCGCACAUGAAGUCCGCAUCCACGCAGCUGGGCUCCGUGGUCAUUUUUGUAUCUUGCGACCUGGGUUAUGCUCUCUAUACGCAAUAUUUUGAUGGAGCUGCCUCGUCGUCAUUUGCCAAGGGUCCUCAGGUGUCAUAUAUUGCGCAUCUGACGGGCGCCUUGGCUGGUUUGACCAUUGGCUUCCUGGUGCUCAAGAAUUUUGGACAUCGCGAGUACGAACAGCUGAUUUGGUGGCUGGCGCUGGGCGUCUAUUGUGCAUUCACCGUGUUCGCGAUUGCCUUCAAUCUGAUAAACACGGUCACCGCACAGCUGAUGGAGGAGCAGGGCGAGGUGAUCACACAACAUUUGCUGCACGACUUGGGCGUGUCCUAAGCAACAAAGCAGUGCAUAGUUAAAUCAAUGAAGUACUCAAAAUAUUUAACCAGGAGAGAAACAUAGACAUAUACAAAAAAAGAAAAGAAAAAACAAAAAACAAGAGAAGUAAAAAGAAAAAGAGAUAUAAAAAAGAAGUAGAGAUACAAAAAGUUCACUCGAAUGUUUUUAGUUCAAAACUAAAUUCGAAAUUCGUUCGGCUUCAGUUUUCGUUCCGUUCCGUUCUGUUCUGUUCCGUUAUCGUAAGCGCGUUUCAUUUUCAACAUUUCACGCAAACAAAACAGAACAACAACAGCAACAACAACAAAGUAAACUACUCAAAAAGAACGGGCCGAAACGUGUAAACAAAUGUUGUGAUAGAACCAAAGACUGAAUUUAUUUUGCGUGUAAAUCCCCUACCCCCCAACCCCCCAAUUCAACCCCUGCCCCUAGUCCCAUCCCCUACAGUCUAUAAAAUGAAAAUGUAAACUAUAAUUAAUCGCCUCUCGCUAUGAUUUCCUAUACCAUUGUUUAUAAUUUUUAUGUUUUUCGUUUUAAUUAUGUAUUUAUUGGCACCGUUUAGUUUGUCCAUUUAACUUAUUGAUAGGAUUUGCGAUUAAAGCCUAAUGAAUUUGAUCCGA